AUGGGCAGCCCAGACGAGUCGCCCAGAAAAGGAGACGAGAUGGGCUUACACACAACUGAAUCCAAUGGGACCCUUGGAGAAGCGGCGAACGAGUUGUACCACAUUGAUCCGGUAAAGGAGCGCAGGAUGAUGAGAAAGUUCGAUCUGAUCGAUUGCGAUGUUGACAAUGCACAGCUGUACGCUAUAGUAGGAAUGGGUAUUUUGUACAUGAUGUCCAAUCUCGACAGAAGCAACCUGGGUAACGCCAAUAUCGCUGGUAUGCCAGAAGAAAUUGGUCUCAUUGGCAAUCAAUUCGGCAUUGCCACCACGCUUCUAUUCGCUACAUAUGUUCCGUUCGAAGGGCCAGUUGCUAUUCUACUCAAAGUCGUUGGGCCUAAACCCCUCAUGACAACAUGCGCUUUCUGCUGGGGAAUUGUCUGUAUUGGAAUGUCCUUCAUCAAGAAUCAUUACGGACUUUACGCUUGUCGGCUUCUCAUCGGGUUUUUCGAAGCUGGACUCAUUCCCUGUGUCAACGUCUAUAUCGGAUUGGUGUACAAGAAGUCUGAACGAGGUCAACGAUCUUCCUUCAUCUUCGCAUUCAGUGCCCUUUCUAGUGCCUUCGGCGGGCUGUUGGCGUUUGGCCUCACGCAGAUCCGCACUUCCAACUUCUCGGGAUGGAGAUGGCUAUUUGCGGUCGAAGGAGCCAUCACCGUCAUAUUUGUGCCCCUCUUCUGGUUCAUCUUUCCUACUACACCUACCGAGGCAUGGUUCCUUACUGAAGAAGAGAAGCGGAUGAUGAAGCUUCGUUAUGAUUCCGAUCCGUCUUGGGGAUAUGACGAUGAAUUCACUUGGAGCGAGUGUCUGAAGGCGUUCGUCGAUCCGAAGUGGUAUGCGUUUUUCGCGUAUCAGUUUUCCAUCAACAUCAGCCUUUACGGCUUAACGACUUUUAUGCCUGUCAUUGUACGCGGACUAGGAUAUACGUCAGUCCGCGCAAACCUAAUGACUGCGCCAAUCUUCUUCGUUGCUCUAAUAUUCUUCCUGGCGCUUGCUUGGGCGUCAGAUCGAACGGGGCUCCGAGGGCCGUUCCUCAUUGUUGGUCUUGUUUGCUUGAUCACUGGCUACUCGAUCUUGAUUACGGUCGAUAAUUUGAAGGUCAAAUUCUUCGCAUGUUUUGUCGCGGCUUUGGGCAUCUACCCGACAACCGGUCUCUCCAUCAUGUGGUUGCAAGACAACGUCUCGCGGCAUUACAAGCGAGCCACCAUGGUUGGCUUCACGCUCACCCUUGGAAACACCGCGGGUGUCGCAGUCGGACAAAUUUUUACCUCGAAGAGCGCGCCAAAGUACUUGCCUGGCCUUCGUAUUGCGUUAGGGCUAGCCUGCUUUGCCCUGUUUGAUGUCUGUUGCAUCAUGUUUGCCUUCAUGUGGGUCAAUAGAACGCGAGCGGCUAAGCUGCUGGCGGCUGAGCAGGCUGGAACCCAAAUCGAACCGAAUGCUGCUCUCGGAGACUACGACCUUCAUUUCCGAUACUCCAUCUGA
Messenger RNA from Parastagonospora nodorum SN15, 1515 nucleotides. RefSeq lists its product as hypothetical. Bases 1 to 1515 code for a protein of 504 amino acids. Gene Ontology annotation, cellular component: membrane. The transcript has 5 exons. NCBI's taxonomy places the organism in Eukaryota, Fungi, Ascomycota, Dothideomycetes, Pleosporales, Phaeosphaeriaceae. The record is from RefSeq and is a predicted model, not a curated record. Gene Ontology annotation, molecular function: transmembrane transporter activity. Gene Ontology annotation, biological process: transmembrane transport.